AUGUUACUAGAUGGUUUCGCUGCCGAAUGGUAUCAAGGUGUAAAAGCUACCAUUAGUACCUGGAAAGAAGCAAUUGAUCUUUUGAAGCUUACGUUUGGACCGCAAAAACCUGCCUAUCGUGUGUAUCGUGAAUUAUUUGCAAAUGAACAAGAUGAAAGUACACCUACUGACAUUUUCGUUUGUAAAGCCCGUUCUACGCUAGCACAACUUCCAAAUAAUACGCUAACAGAAGAACCUCAAUUAGACAUGGUAUAUGGACUCCUACAUCGAAGAAUACGUGAAAAAGUUUCUCGCAACAAAAUCAACAACUUCAACGAACUUCUAUCCCAAGCUAGACUAGUUGAAGAAACGUUUGAACGCACCGACUCAUGA
Sitophilus oryzae (rice weevil) is the source of this 372-nucleotide messenger RNA. Its product is annotated as activity-regulated cytoskeleton associated protein 1-like. Bases 1 to 372 code for a protein of 123 amino acids. The transcript has a single exon. The record is from RefSeq and is a predicted model, not a curated record. NCBI's taxonomy places the organism in Eukaryota, Metazoa, Arthropoda, Insecta, Coleoptera, Curculionidae.